UUCCGCAUUAUGUUGAAGGUAUAAAUCAAAGGUGGUUUUCCUCGCAGUACCAUUUUUUUCAGUUGGAUUCAUAUCGAAGGAAUACGACGAUUACUCACUACAAAUCGUUUUCUAAUGGCGGAAGUUGAGGCAGGUGUUGAACUUGCCGAUAUUUCAAGCAAGCCAGAAGACAGGUCCUAUGCAGUUCACAAGAAACGUAAAAAACGCCUCCAUGGGUGCGGGGCUAUCACCACAGGACGAAGAAUCAAAGCAUUUCUUCUUCUUACUGCUUAUCAAGGAGCCUUCGAAAGAUUAGGGCAUUUCCUUGCACGCAGACCAUUGGCGGUUCUUCUGGUUUCGUUCAUUGUUUUGAUUGGAAGCUGCCUCGGAUUCAUUCGCCUGAAUGUUGAGCAGCCCACCAUUGAGCUUUUUACCUUCGCCAACAGCAAAUCCAGACAAGACUCGCAUGAUUCCGCACAAUUCUUUCCGAUUCUUGAGGCACGACAAGAACAAGUAAUUAUGAUACCCAGGAAUGGGGACAGCAUUCUAAGUGAAGAAUGUUUAAAAGACGCCAUUAUGGUUCACAGAGCCAUAGUAAAUAUCAGCGGUUACGUCAAUAUAUGUUUCAGGCAGCAAUCGCCAAUUGCCCAACAAAGAAGCACAGAGAAAAGCUGCAAGAUCAGCAAUCCUCUUGAGUUAGCCGGAACGCAUUUUCAAAAAUUAAAAAAUCUUUCCUCGAUCCUGGCUCGCGAGUUUGUAAAGCCUACUAAUGUUCUUUCCUCUGGAAAAACAUUUAAUUCUUCCUAUCAGCAAAUGCUGGCCAAUUUCCACAUAGAACGGAACAAAGAUCAAUUGACUGCCCGUGCCGACGCUCUUCGAACUAUUUACUUCGUAAGAAAGACAACCAGCACAGAAGACUACCAAGACAUAGAAAGGUUUGAAGCCUCCUUUAGCAAUCUCCUUGAUUCAAUGGGUCCUCGCAUGAAAUGUGCAAAACUCUCUUACCAGACUGAGAGAACAGCGACUGAUGCCAUGGAAGAUAUACUGAAACCAGAGCUAUGGCCUCUUUGUUUUUCAGUCGUAGCGAUUGCUGUCCUUGUCUUCACUGUCAUACGCUUUACUUCUACCAAUGCCAGUUGUUUAAGGGCAGUCCUCCUGAUGUUCUCUUCUCUUGCUUUUCCUUUAACCUGCUCUGCAGGUGUUGUCUCCAUAACAAACUCUGCCUUUUCCUCAACGUGCCUCUUUAUACCCUUCUUACUAUUGGGGAAAGCAACUACAGACGUGGUACUUUACCUCAUGGAAUGGGAAAGGCAAAAAAAGGUGCCAUCACUUGAACAUCGCGUGGGAAAUUGCCUGGCUAGAACAGGGGUUCUUGCUAUGAUGACUGCGCUUUGUGGGUCAGCUCUUUAUGGAGUGGGAAUCAAAUCCUCUUUUAUUGCCAUUUCCAAUUUUUCCUUUGCAACACUUGUUGCUUAUGUAACAUUUUCUGCUUCUAUUGUGAUCACAAUCAUUGUAUUGAUGUAUUUUGAAAGAAAGCUUAAGAAAGUGAACACGCCCUGUGCGACUACAUGUGAAAGAAGAUUGUCCAUCUCUGAAUUUGGAAGCGUUGAGCUUAGACUCUCACAGUGCCAUAAGACAAGACUGCAACGCAUUCUGAAAGAAUGGGCUCGAAAAAUAACAUCCACCGGCGGCAAAAUUUUCUCCCUCGGAAUCUUUGCCCUUCUCAUCACUUUAGUUGUUUUCUCCGCUUUUCAAACUGGAGACAGAACGCGUACCACACAGUUGCGCUAUCGGAGUGAAAACUUCAAGCAGUUUAAUAAGGCACGACAAAUGUUCCUAAGCAACGAAACUGAUGUGAGCAUCGUUUUCUCCAAGGAAGUCGACUAUUCACUAAAAAGUGUACAAAAUCAAGUAAUGUCAGCGUGUAAAAAACUGGAAGAGGCCGCUUACAGUAAAGGAAAGUCCCUUUGUUGGAUGGCAGGCUUUCUACAGUGGGUCAAACAUCAAAACAUGAGCUGUUCACAUUCAGAGUUUCACCGGUGCUUGGAACUUUUCCUGAAAAAUUCCCAGAGUUUGCUGUUUAGACAAGACCUGCUUUUAGAAGAUUCUACAUCUCUUGUUAAAAUAUCGGCGUCUCGAGUUCAUCUGAGGAUGACACUGAACAACCGAUUGCGAGAAGAUAGAGAAGCCCUUAGGACACUGAGAAGUGAUUUACAUGAACAGUCCUCCUUGAAAGGCGUCCCAAUCUCCAAAGAAUUUUUCAAGAUAGAUGACCUCGUCGAGUUAGAAAAAGAAACCAUCUCCAUAGUUCUCACAGCUGGCACAGUGGUGGUGUUUGCUGUUUCUUUGUUUGCAAUGUGUCAUGUCGGGGCUAGUACACUCCUGGCUAUAACGUUCGACCUUCUAAUACUGGAAGCAGCAGCUAUUAUGAAAACAUUUGGAAUCUACCUGGAUCAUGUGGUUUUCAUUUCUCUUUUUGUGGCGGUCAUGCUGUCCUUGAAUUUUAGUAUUGAAGUGUGCCAUUCGUUCGUACUCUCGGCCAAGCGAGACAUACAAGGUCGCAUGAUUGAUGCUCUUCGCUCCGUUGGAGUAUCCGUGCUGGGAGGCACUUUGAUAUCCCUAUCAGCUUCUGUUUGCUUGGGAUUCAUUUUUCCCAGUCUAGCAGAUAUUUUCCAUCUACUACUUUCCUCGGUGUUCGCUUUGGGGUCCAUCCAUGCUCUUCUUGUUUUCCCGACGGUCCUUGCAUUGUUUGAGGAGUUAGUGCACAAUUUUAGCUCCAAGAUUAGCCAAGAGGAAAUAGAACACUUCAUGGUAGCAAAUGACUCAAUAUCAAUGGAAGCACGGAAUGGCGACAUAAGAAAGCUCAAGGCUAAACGUUCCGGGAUCUCCAUCAUAGGCAUUAGUUGUAGAUUCCCCGGUGCUCACAGUAAGAACCUCUUUUGGGCCUUGCUUGAACAAGGAAAGAGCUCCAUUCGUGCGUUUCCCGAGAACAGAACACAGCAGCAUAAAGCGUUUGUUGAGUUCUACAACCCCAAGCGUUUCGUAAAUGGACGCCUUUGUGCCAUCAAUGGUUCCUACUUGGAAGAAAUUAAGACUUUCGACAACAGGUUCUUCGGUAUCUCCAAUCAAGAGGCACGUGCAAUGGACCCUCAGCAAAGAAUACUCCUUCAAGUAGCCUACGAGGCAAUAGAAGAUGCAGGAAUGCGGCUUGAAGACUUACAAAAGUGUAGAACAGGUGUUUUUGUUGGUGUGAUGAAUAUCGAAUACGGUUCUCUUUUGGCAGACCGCUCAAAUUACUCCUACAUCAAUCAGUAUACCUCAACAGGGAUAACAGCAUCUAUUCUUGCCAACAGAGUGUCAUUUUGCCUUAAUCUGACCGGACCAAGUAUUGCCGUGGAUACAGCAUGUUCCUCAUCGCUGACUGCUCUUAAACUAGCUUAUGAUAGCCUGCAUAACGAUGAUUGCGAUAUAGCUAUCGUUUGCGCACCCAAUGUCGUCCUUAACCAUUCCAUGCAGAUAAUAUCCAGUAUGGCUGGACUUCUUGCCCCGGAUGGCCGUUGUAAGAGUUUUGAUGCUUCUGGGGACGGUUAUGGACGCGGAGAGGGCUUUGCAGCGGUUGUACUCAAACUGUCAAAGGAUGCUCUUUGUGACAAAGACGAUGUAUAUUGCGAGAUCCUUGCAUGUGGAAUGAACAGCGACGGUCAAAAUGCUGUCCCGAUCACCGCUCCAAGUGCCAAGAUGCAAGCUCAGUUAUCAAGAAGCGUGCUGGAGCAGUCAGGAGUGGCCGCAGAAGACGUGGAUUACUUCGAAGCACAUGGGACUGGUACCGCGAUUGGUGAUGUAGUGGAAGUCAACUCCAUAGCAGAUACCUACUCCAACCUGGCCGCAAAUUCUUCACGAAAAUUGAGAAUUGGCUCUGUCAAAUCUAAUCUCAAUCAUACGGAAUCUACUUCUGGUCUUGCUGGACUUAUUAAGGCCGCCCUGAUGAUAAAAAACAAGACCUUUGUACCCACCAUCAACGUCAAGGUGUUGAAUCCCAAACUAAAGCUUGAAGAAAAAGGGAUUAUUCUACAACAAACUCGUGAGUCUUGGAAAACAGAAAAGGGAAAACCGCGAAUAGCAGCCGUUAAUUCGUUCGGUUUUGGUGGGUCAAAUGUGCAUGUUAUUCUUCGCGAAGCUACAGCAACACCAAGCUUCCAAGUGGAAAACUUCAAACGCAAGAAUAACGUUCUUACUAUCACAGCACGUUCUCUAGAAGCUCUUAAAAAGCUGUCACGCCUUUACUCCAGGUGGAUUAAAGACAACGCUGAAGAAAUGAAUGAACACUUUGUGGAAAACUUAUGUUUCUCGUUGAACGAACGUCGAAGCCAGUAUCCGCAUCGCCUGGCAGUUGCCUUUGGGCCUCCUUUCGAAGCAUCGAAGUCACUAGAAGCUUUUGCUGAUGACUCCGUUGGUUGGGAAAAGACCGCUUCUUAUGCUGAGGUGACCUCAAGCGAUAGGAAACUGGUUUUCAUGUUUGGGGGUCAGGGAUCACAAUGGUAUGCCAUGGGAAGGCAGUUAAUGGAAUGCGAAACUGCUUUCAGAGAGGCAAUUUUGACUGUUAGCAGCUUACUGAGAGAUAUGGGACAGACGUGGUCACUUGAAGACGAAUUGAUGGCACCAGAAGACAUCUCGCGAAUAUCAGAAAACUACAUUGCCCAGCCAGCCACGUUCGCUGUACAGUACGCAACCGCACAGCUGCUUAAGUCCUGGAAAGUCCAUCCGUCUGCUGUUAUUGGUCACAGUUUAGGAGAGUUCGCAGCUGCCUGUGUUGCUGGAAUCAUCACUGUCAAGGAAGCACUUCAGCUGGUACUAACUCGCUCCACUCUUCAAGACAAAUGCCCAAGCAAUGGAAGUAUGGCUGCCCUGGGCAUGCCUGAGAUAAAGGCCAGGGAACUGCUUUUCAAUCUAAGGUUAAGCGCCACCCUUGACAUAGCGGCAGUUAAUGAUGCAAAAAGCGUCACUGUAGCUGGUGAGUCGCAAUCCAUCGAGGCACUGGGACAACAUCUUUCGAUGAACGCAAGAGAUGUUUUCUGGCGUGUUCUUGGAACAAAUCGUGCAUUUCACAGCUCACACAUGGAACCCAUCAAGAAACCAUUUCAGGCAGCUAUGAAAAGUGUACAGCUAAACCCUCAAGUAUCGAAGAUUCCAAUGUACUCUACCGUUGAAGGCGAAGUUGUCUCGGGUCAGCAGUUAAACAGCGAUUAUUGGUGGCGAAAUAUACGCUGUCCUGUUCGCUUCUACUCAGCAAUGAAACAUCUACUGAAAGAUGGUUACAAGCAGAUAAUUGAGAUCAGCACGCAGCCAAUUCUUGCCCACUACGUAAAACAGAUAGCUCUUCAGGAGAAUUUGACGGAACAGGAAAGGCCCGUUGUUGUCGCAACUCUUCCACGCAAGAGAGUGCCCAUCAAGGAGCAACACAGAUGCUUUCUUCAGAACACAAUAUGCAGAUUGUAUACCAUGGGAUUUCCCGUAGACUGGACCUUGGUACAGGGGAGCCAAUCAGCCAGGUUUAUCCGGUCCCCAACAUCUCCAUGGCUGGAAAACAGUUUUUGGUACAGGGAACAACCACCGCAAUCAACAGUCCACCCAAUUAGCUCUAAGGAAACCUUAUGGAAGCCAACACAUCCUUAUCUGGCACAAGUCAAAAUGACAGACUUAUACUCAGGCCUGCACUGCUGGGAGACUGAGAUUGACCUUUUCAAUUUUCCAUCUCUAAAGGACCACGCCCUUAUUGAAGGAGGUGCCGUGAUGCCCGGGGCUGCUUACCUGGAGAUGGCCUUUGCAAUGGUAAAGGACGAAUUCGUACAUACUUCUGGCCUGGAACUUGGUGAUGUGAAACUUUCAAGUCUUCUCACUCUUCCUGAAACACAGGUUAGAUCCUUACGACUUCGCCUUUUAAAGACCGACAAAAUAGACAAGGCUCAGUUUCACAUUACAAGCGUGCAGGACGACCAGUCUGAAAUUAUUUUGAGUAGUGGAAACAUCUCGGUCGAUUUCUUGGACACAAAAGCAAACAGCGAGGAAGAAGCUUGCAAUCAAGUUGGCCCAGCCGUCAACGAGCUAAUCAGAAAUAUGAAAGAGGUGCCGAUUGAAGGAUUCAGAGAAUUAACUCAAAAGUAUGGCUUUCAGUAUGGUGGUGCCUACUCCAUCAUCAAACAGACAUGGCACGGCGAGCACGAGGGACUUUGUCUGAUCGAUAUCCACGAAUCAGCCAUCGUUCAAUCAGAAAGUAAAAAUUAUGUUGUCCACCCCUCCAUUUUGGACGCGUGUCUGCAGUCUUGCUUUAUCCCACUUGGAAUCUCAGCUACUGAUGAAAAAUCUGUUUUACCGGUGGGAUUUAAGGGCAUCACGCUGUACCAUGUUCCAAAUACCAAUCAACUCUAUUGUCACGUCGUUGAGGAUGCCAAAGAGUUCGGGAAAUUCGACAUCACGCUUAUGAGUCCAUCCGGAAGGGUUUUACUAACUAUGAGAGAGUUCCGUAUCGCAGAAUUGAACAGCACACCACGCCGAUUUACUUCUGAUGGCCUUGUUUAUGAAAUGAAGUGGAUGGAAGAGAAUUUACAAGGACAAAGAGCAAUGGCGCCAAACUUGACCUGUCUUCUUCUCAGGGACAGCUCCCCUUUCUCAGACAUCCUAAUCGGCAAGCUUCACGCUGCAAGAGUCAAUGUAAUCCCAGUUGAUCCACCCAAUGCUCUAUUUUUUGAUACAGAAACAAAAGAAACAAUCAGCAGAGAGCUUACUGCCCUACAUUCGAUCCCUUCAUCCAUGCUCAAAGUCGUCAACUUGUGGCCAGUAGAAACCACUCUCCUACCAAACAAUUUCGAUGUUAUCGAAAAAGCACAAAACCUCGCCUUCAGCAGCUCAGUUUUCUUAAUUCAACAGCUUACAAGAAACCAUUUUCUCGAUUCUCGGCUUCUGCUCGUGUCUGAAAGUACACAGCUCCUAAGUACCACAACGAAAUCUCACAACGACUCCAUUCCUUGGGCUUCUACAAUCUGGGGUCUUCGCAGAACAGCAAAGCUCGAAGAAUCUGAUCUUAGGAUUACCACGAUUGAUCUUGGCGACAAAAAUGAUAAUGAUGAGAUAGAUUUGCUUCUUUCUGAAAUCCUUGGCGAUAGUAUGGAAGAAGAGAUUGCCUUUCGAGAUAGAAAGCGGCUCAUUAAUCGCGUUGUGAGAUCAAAUAUUUGCACCGAGCAGCCCACAAUACACAAUAAUGUUAGCGACUGGGGUUCUUUAUACUUGUCAUCCAUUCCUGCUUCACGGAAGGUCUGCUUUCGCCAGAGGAGUUUUUCGAGGCCAUCGCCCUCCGAGGUCACAGUAGAACUGCUUUAUUGCUGGACACCCUCUGAGUCAAUACUUGAUGUAGCCAAACCAGAUGCUUGUGUUUUCACCGUGGGAAAGGUGAUUCAUCUACCAAGGGAAGCUGCAAGUAAUCAGAUACAAAUUGGAGACGUUGUGUGCGGCGUUAUGGCGUCUGGACGAGUUUCUCGUUCCGUUCCCAUGCAAGUCAGGAACAUUUUUGUAAAGCCAGCUAUUUUGACGCAAGAACAAGCAACAUACAUCCCUGCCUGCCUUGCCAUAGCCUUUCACGCCCUACAACGGAUAGGAACGAUGGAAGAAAAGAAGAAGUUACUGAUUCAUCAGGCUCACCGUGGCCCUGGGCCUGUGGCAGUUGCCCUUGCAAAAGCAUUGGGUCAUGAAGUAUUUUGCACUAUCUCAGAUACUUGCCAAUCGGUGACAGAAUCCACCCUUCUAGAGCUGGGAGCAAAGAGUGUAGCACAUCAGAGUCUCACUAGUUUUGAAAAUGAUUCCAUCGACGCUUUUGAUGCAGUUUUGUUUUUCUACCCACCCUCUCCGAACGCUCUCCAAAAAAGCAGUCGACGUCUUAAACGUGGAGGAAAAGUCGUUAUCUUGGGAGCCGAAUUUGAUGGUGCCGUCGUGUUCCCUGCAAAGAAAAACGUCCUGUAUGUAAGAGAAAGCAUUUCAGAUAUCAUCCGAUCACCGAAGACUUAUCAAAAGCUCAGCUUAGAGAGUCUAGAGCUGCUGAAAGGUAGUGGAGUUCUGCAAAAGCUUCUGGAACUCAAGUUACUAUCGACAGACAUACCCACGGCAAUUGAAGCUGCAAACAAAGCCACUCUGAAAGACUCACCUCCAAAAAGGGUCCUGAGAGAAUUUCGAGGCAUUUCUUUUCUGGUUCACUCUUUUGCACCAUCUGAAGGAGGCAAUGAUCUUCUAACGAUCCCCGUGCUUCCACGAGGUCUGGAUGUGUGUGGUCUCAAAGAAAACAGAACGUACUUGGUGGCUGGGGGGACCAGAGGAUUCGGAUUUGAGGUGGCGCGUUGGAUGGCCGAGAAUGGAGCAAAGUCUAUAGGACUGAUUGGUCGUUCCAAGCUCUCAGAUACCGAGUAUCAAAAAGUACGAGAUUUAGAGACGAAGACAGGUGCAAAGUUCUAUACGUUCCAGAUUGAUAUCUCCAGCCGAGAGCAAAUGUUUUCCUUACAAAAGCAGCUCCAGUCUCUUCCAAGUGUAGCUGGAAUAGUACAUUCUGCUAUGGUUCUCCGAGACGAAUACAUCAAAGAUUGGAAAUUUGAAAGUUUCACAGAAGUUAUGGGUCCUAAGAUCAAAGGUUCCUUUUUACUACACCAAAUGAGUUUGGAGAUGGAUCUAGAUUUCUUUGUUAUGUUCUCAUCUAUGGCAUCUGUUGUUGGAAUCGUGGCAUCUUCGUCAUACUCAGGCUGUAAUGCUUUCCAAGAUUCUCUUGCCCAGUAUCGAAGACAGGUACUCGGUUUGCCCGGACUUUCGAUAAACUGGGGACCAAUCAGUGGAGCUGGUGUGAUGCAACGGCAGAGUAAUAUUGCAAAAUUGAUGGCAGUUGGAGGACUGGGCUUCAUAAACGCCAGAGAUGGAGUCAAUCUGAUGGCCAAGGUUUUGACCGAGGAGCCGAGCCGUUUCCAAAUCUCUUUAUUUGGUGUGGACUGGCCUCGGUAUAUCAGCAGUAAUACCGGACUACAAAAUACGCCCCGACUCUCAAUGUUCACCUCAGAAAUCAGUGUUUCUGAGAGCCAAACUAACACAGCAGAGUCUUUACUGCAAAGAAUUCGGUUAGAGAAGGACCCAGAUAAGAAAGGCGAACUUAUCGUUGAGUAUGUUCGCAUCUCGGUUGCGGAAUUGACAGGCAGUUCAUCGCUUUCAGAGACGGAUCUAAACAAAAGCUUGUAUAGCUAUGGUAUUGACUCCACUGCAGCUUUGACUCUGAAGAUGCUGCUUGAGUCAAACUUGCAGGUCUCUUUUGAGGUUUACUACUUCAUGCAGCCUGACACUACUACACUAAAAAUGGCCAGGGACAUCAGUGCCAGGCUUCGUGGAAAAGCAAGCAGCCCGCAGAAUAGCGAGAGCCAAGAAAGUGCACCCGGACAAACUCAGUCAUCGGAGGAAACAAAUACUUCAGACAUGCCGUCCAAGAAGGAGGUUCAAGUCUUACCUCUUUACACUCCUGAGGGAUCAGCAAUAAAAUUCUUCUGUGUUCACCCUUCACAUCGCUACGCGUUGAAUUUGGUUCCCAUUUCUACCGGAUUUCAAGGACAGGACUUAGUAUCCUUUUAUGCUCUGGGCUUUACUGAUCCUACGGUCAUCAGUGAGGACUGGGGUGGAGUGCGUGAGCUUGCCGCUCAUUACGUUCAGCUGAUCACCAACGAACAGCGCCAUGGACCGUACUUUCUCGGGGGAUAUUCAUAUGGAGGACUUGUAGCGUACGAAAUGGCUUCCCUGUUAACAGAACAGAAUCAUAGGGUGGAGUUCCUUGUAAUGAUUGACACAUUUCCUUGGUCACUGCGUUCACGGACCAUAACCACUCGGUUAUUUUCCGCGAAGGAAGACGGAUGGUUGCCAUCGCGACAUGUUCAGCUCCAAUUCGAAAGCUACUUGGAAAAGCUUGCAGUAGACUCCCUAAAGAUGAAUGUUGACGAAUAUAAACAAAUUAGAGAUACACACACUCAAGACUGGAUCAUUGAUGAGUUGCAGAAAAGAAGCCUUACGAAAGGUCUUACCACCUACAAUUUAAGGACCCUAAGAGAAGCUCUUCUGAGGAAUCAAACCUUUGCCAAUAGGACGCAUCAAGAAUGGCAGCCUGCUGAGGUUCGCUAUCGAGGUCCUCUCACAUUCCUCAGAUGUCAGAACAGCAGAUUUUUCCCCCGUAAUCCCACAUCACGGGGCAUCGGGGAAGAAUGGAGUCAGUUGGUAGAUGAAGGUACCACAGUACUCGUGUGCCCUGGUGACCACUACUCCUUAAGUGAGUUACCUCAAGCACAAGUAACUGGUGGUAUCCUUGCAACAGCCCUGGGCUUCACUUACCGCAUGUUGUUUCCAGAAUUCCCCACACCUCCCAGAACGUUCAACCAAAGACGUGCCGUGGGGAAACUUUCUGGCGGUGUAGGCGUGUUCCUUCACUCCAAAAAAGGCAACAAAAUGCCGCAUCACGGAAUGCUAUUUUUCCAUGAAGAUGCCCACAAACUUGAGCUGAGAUCAAAACCUGGCGAAGAAGAAGGAAUUCAAAACGAAAAAACUAAAAAGAUCAUUGAUCUGAAAGAACUUCGCAUGGUGCAGCCAGGAAGGUUUGUCUCCAGUGCCCUGAAGUAUACCUGGCGAAAACGAAGAGUUGGAGGUUAUGAAAGUGGAAAUUUGGGACACAUUGCUUCUGUUGCAACCAGUCGCCGCGUUUACAAUUUGGAAUUUUGUGAUUAUUCCGACUUAAAAGCGUUUUACGACAUGGUAGAAGCUGUGUUCGCUGUCAAGCUAUUGACUAUCUAGAAUGUAGUCGUGAUAUUCGGUAGUAUUCAGGAAUGAAUUUGCUAGUUUGAAGUUUGAAGUAUCAGUGUCAACGGACACUUAAAAUUUAAUUAUAGUUUCUACCUUUUUUAUCCGGCCUACAUUAAGGAACUGUGCUAAAAAAACAUCGAUAAAUAGAUGAAGAAACCGUUUUUCAACUUAGAUUUCACAUGUUAAUCGCAUCCUCGUUCGACUACCACUCCUCAUCCUUUGCGAUAAUAUCGAUAGAUAGAAUGAAACGUUUUGAAAUAUUUUUUAUUGGAAAAGUUGAGAAGCACUGGACCAAUUUAUGAAAACGGAAUGAUUUAAUUGACAAGAAGCUUGCGUAGUAACCUUUUCCUCAGUUAAGCCAAACAAGAGAAGUGUUGGCUGGGCAAAAGUGAUGUGCAGGCUUGGAUGAAAACUUCCAAUCGCCUUUUUAUUUUCCUCCCCAUUCGCUCUUGUUCCUCGUGCUUGGACAAAAAGAAACGGGAAAACGAAAAUUCUGCAGAAGCAUGAAUACCUCGUUAUUGGAACUAACUUUCAUCGUGUACGAAACCUUCAAAUUUACCUGGAUGAUUGAAUUUGAAAAGAAUGUCAUACACUUUCCUUUUUGAGGCCCCAAAUUUGGGUGAUAAUAAUUCUGAAAACUUGAUAAACUUCAUCAGGAUUUUACAACAAACAGACCUUUUUUUUUGUUUCAUAGCCUCACUUGAGGCUCUCGUUUCCUUUCUAAUAGGUAAUGGCGUUUCAUUGGCCCUGGUAUGAAUACAUUUAAUAAAUCUGUAACAUGCAAAUUUUUUUCAUAGUCAAAUCAAUAAUAUUCCAUCACUGAAAAGUGUUUUGAUUA
Pocillopora verrucosa is the source of this 11674-nucleotide messenger RNA. Lineage: Eukaryota; Metazoa; Cnidaria; Anthozoa; Scleractinia; Pocilloporidae. The record is from RefSeq and is a predicted model, not a curated record.